Molecule: messenger RNA, 3179 nt
Organism: Hippoglossus stenolepis (Pacific halibut)
Lineage: Eukaryota; Metazoa; Chordata; Actinopteri; Pleuronectiformes; Pleuronectidae
Product: rho-related GTP-binding protein RhoA-D
Exons: 5
Coding region: 151-732 (193 amino acids)
Biological process (GO): small GTPase-mediated signal transduction
Cellular component (GO): neuron projection
Molecular function (GO): GTPase activity; GTP binding
Source: RefSeq, a predicted model, not a curated record
UUAGAGUUCCCGAGGCCCCGUGAACGCAGCAGUCUGGGAGGGUCCCGGAGCUGUGAGCGUCGGUUGCUUCUCACUCUGAAUCUCAGCCGCUUCACGGGAGCAGGAAACACGGAGCCGCUCCGCAUCUGAACGCUCGGUCCCGUAAAAACGAUGGCAGCCAUCAGGAAGAAGUUGGUGAUAGUUGGGGAUGGUGCCUGCGGGAAAACCUGUCUGCUCAUCGUCUUCAGCAAGGACCAGUUCCCAGAGGUGUACGUCCCCACUGUGUUUGAGAACUACAUCGCUGACAUUGAAGUGGAUGGCAAGCAGGUGGAGUUAGCGUUGUGGGAUACAGCAGGUCAGGAAGACUACGACCGACUGAGGCCUCUCUCCUACCCGGACACAGACGUUAUCCUCAUGUGCUUCUCCAUAGACAGCCCCGACAGUUUAGAGAACAUUCCUGAGAAAUGGACACCUGAAGUGAAACACUUUUGUCCCAACGUCCCGAUCAUCCUUGUGGGCAACAAGAAAGACCUGAGGAACGAUGAACACACACGCCGGGAGCUGGCCAAGAUGAAACAGGAGCCGGUCAAAUCUGAAGAGGGCAGAGACAUGGCCAACCGCAUCAGUGCCUUUGGCUACCUGGAGUGCUCCGCCAAGACCAAGGACGGCGUGCGGGAGGUGUUCGAGAUGGCCACCAGAGCCGCGCUGCAGGUCCGCAAGCGCAAAAAGAGGGGCGGCUGCCAGCUACUGUGAAGAGGAGGAGUUCGUUGGCCAAUCAGCACCUGAGGGAGCUCUCCCCGACACACACAGCAAAGUUAAUGAAACCUUAAAUCAAUGGCUUCCGUGGACUCUACUUAACAUCACAGUCACAGGCGAAUAUGAAAGACUGACACACCUGUUUAAAAGCAAAUCAGCUUUUUCUUUUGUUCAUUUCUUAAAACAACUUCCUCCGCUACUCACCCGCUCUCAGUUUCUGUUGUGUUUCCUCCACCAGCCUGUUUGUGAGAGGGAGCUGCCUCCUCCUGUAUGUAUGAAUGUAUGUUUGUAUUUAAAUGUGCAUAUACUUUACAAAUACAUCAGCCUCUGUGUAAUGAUUGUUUACAGAGAAGCGUCCUGCAGCUCACGUGUUCGCGACUCGUUCUCUCACGGCUGCAAGUAGCAGACAGUUUUAGUUUUGCUUUAAUAGUGCGGAACCCCCACUUCUCUUGACCCUGCAUAAACCACUCUGUCACCUCAUAUACAUCAGCUUCAGUCAUGAUUCUUCAUCUUUGUGGUUCCACUAUUCAUUUUACACCCCGAAAGUCCUAUUUCACCAAGUGCUGUGUCAGCAGAUCUCUGAUUUCCCAGCUCCGAACAUGUAGGACUAAAUUUAGAGCCUGUUCCCAACGGCAUUAAUCACCAACUGAAAUGUACAUAAACUGAGGAAGCAGUGAAUAUAUGUGUCGAGAGGUGUUGGACGGCACCUUGGUCUGUCUCUAUCUUCCAUGGCGACAGCUUAAACUGGCACUGGAGAUAGUGGUGCAUUGUCAUGGACACAAUACUCACAGUCACGCUCUCGCUUGCCCGGACAGACACGACACCCAAACAAGCUCUGCCUCGUGGUUUCAGAUCAAGUACACAGUCAUGAUGCAUCAGUGUGUUCUGGAGGGCUUGUACACUGUAAACACAAUACAAAUAUGAAUAUUGACAGCUUAUAAAUCUUUUCUGUGCACAAACAUUUUGUGGAACAAUCCUUUAUUUAACACUACAGAAAUAUUCCUCAAAAUGAGAUUGAACAAACAAAGAUUUACACAUUUGUAGCAAGCAACAUGUUCCCCUUGUUUUGCCCUUAAAGAUCAUUAAACCAUUAAAAACACAGGGUGCAUAUUUGGGCUUUAAGUUGAAAUUUUAAAUCAAAGUUUGAUAUUUUACAAACAAAACCUUGAUUUGAACAGGAAAUUGCAACUGAAUUGAGACGAAAGUCUGAGCACCAAGUUAGUCAGUGACCAAAAGUACAUUUAAAAGUAAGCGACCGAAUUAUCUAAACCACACAGUUGGAAUGAACCUGUAUGACAGGUUGUUUUUACUGUUCUCCUUAUUCCACAUCUCUUCCUGCCCAGAAAAGCCCCUGAACACACUGUACACACUGGGUGUAUUGAUCUCGCCACCAUCAUGAGCUACAGUUCCGAUGCAGCUUUCUUUUAUCCAGUUCUUUCAGAUCCAUAGUUGCAGGCUCAGGCUAAUUCCUGGACAGUGCCUCUGUGUCUACUGUCAACCGCCACAGUCCAAGAGAGAAUGUAGAUUGAGAUGCCACUUCACUAACACGAGUGGGAUGUGUUGAAUGUCUGGAUGAGACAAACAUGUUAAUAAAGUAUUUUUGAAAUACUAUGUAACCUUUACUGAUUGACUUACAAAUGCUUUUAAAUUCAUAACCGGAUACUGAUGCCCAAUAUGUCCAAUAGCAAACUGUGUUAAAGGGGUGUACAAGUGAUGUUUUGUUACUGUCCAAUUAUUGAAAAUUUAUUUUUCAAGAACAUCACAAAAUAUAACAGUGAUGUUUUCCUGUGUUCCUGGAAGGAAAUGGACAGCAUUCAUAUCCAUUUCCAAGUGUCAUUUUUACUGUUUAACGGAAAACCAACCCACUAGAAUCAGUGAAGCCAUUUGUUGCUUUGGUUUGAGUGAGUUAUAGAAGAGAAGUCUGGACACUUAGUGAGCUUUUUAGCUUUUUUGAUUCAGAAAACAUCAAACAGUAAAAAUAUAUCCAAUAGAUCCAACUGGACAGUCGUAAAGUGAAGAAAAGCGGCGAUGACGGGGAAAAGUAAAAAUGAUUAAAUAAGACAUUUUAACAUGGAAAGGUGCUUUGUGCCCGUUUAGAAGAAUAUGAUCAUUGUAUAAAUAUUAAGAAUCUUUUGUUGCACGAAUUAAGUGAAGAAUUAUGCCGAACAAAGAACAAAAUCAAUCCCUGCAAGUAGCAGAGCUGGAAGUUUGGUCUCUCUUUCUGUUCACAGAUCGUUACAGUCAUCAUUACACACAGUUGUGUGUGUGUCUUCACACGGUUGUAGAGUGAAUUCUUUUGUUACCUUCAGUGCGUUUAUGUCCCUAAAUGUGUGGUCUCUUCCAACUUCUUCCAGAGCCUCACGGAUUUCCUGCACCUAUAUGAGAAACAAAAAAAAACAACAGCUUCAGUUUCACACGAAAUUAAAGUUUUCUACCUUCUAAAA